AGGCGGCGCUGGGGGCGGGGUGCGAGUGGAGGGGGCGGAUCGAUUGCCAUUUGGAGUGCGAAACGGGCGGAGGCAGUGGCGUGGGCUCCGCGGAACUCCGGGCACCUCGAGGGCCCUCUCCCCUACUCCGAUCCCCGCGAGCAGAAGGCCCGGCCCUCUCCUUAGGCGCCCGCCCGGCUCUUCCGCGCGUCCAGUCCCGCGAGGGCUGCAGGAGGCUGCGAACGUCCCCUGGGGCUGCGUGUUCGGGUCGUCGCCCGCGUCCCCUGUCAAUGCAAUGCCCCAGGCGGCGGCGCCGGCGGCAGCAGCAGCAGCAGCAGCUCCGGGCUCCUCGCGGCCCCGACCGUGACCGCCACGCCGAGCGCAAUCGGGCGGUUGGGGCCGUUGGACGUUUGUUUCCUCAGCCUUCCCCUCCCCCCGUCGCCGAGGCGUCGGGGGUGCGCGUUGAGAAGGGGGAGCCGAGAGACUCCUCCCCCUCCCCGAUCCCCCCGCCCCUCUCUCUUACACACUCGCACGCACUAUCGCGCCGGCUCCCACACGCUCGCGCGCCUCGGUGUCGGCCGGCGUCGUCCAGGGCUCGCGGAGCCACCAUGUCCACUGCCUCCUCCUCCACCACCUCUUCCUCCUCCACCUCCUCCUCCUCCUCGUCCAGUUCCUCUCAGACCCCUCAUCCCGCGCCGCAGAGGAUGCGGCGCAGCGCCGCGGGCUCGCCGCCGGCCGCUCCCGCCGCCGCGAGCGGGAACGGUGCGGGCGCCGGCGUGGGCUGCGCCCCGGCGGCGGGAGCCGGCCGGCUGCUGCAGCCCAUCCGCGCCACGGUGCCCUACCAGCUCCUGCGGGGCAGCCAGCACAGUCCCACGCGCCCGCCCGCUGCCGCCGCCGCCGCCGCCGCCGCCUCGCUGGGCAGCCUCCCGGGGCCCGGCGCGGCCCGCGGCCCCAGUCCGCCCAGCCCGACGCCGCCGCCGCCGGCCGCGGCCCCGGCCGAGCAGGCGCCGCGAGCCAAGGGCCGCCCGAGACGGUCCCCCGAGAGCCACAGGAGGAGCAACUCACCUGAGAGACGGAGCCCCGGCUCGCCCGUGUGCAGAGUGGACAGACCAAAAUCUCAGCAAGUUCGAACCUCUAAUACAAUAAGGCGAACCUCUUCUUUGGAUACGAUAACAGGACCUUACCUCACAGGACAGUGGCCACGGGAUCCUCAUGUUCAUUACCUUUCAUGCAUGAAAGAUAAAGCUACUCAGACACCUAGCUGCUGGGCAGAAGAAGGAUCAGAAAAGAGAUCGCAUCAACGUUCGGCAUCAUGGGGGAGUGCUGAUCAACUCAAAGAGCAGAUUGCCAAACUGAGGCAGCAGCUACAACGGAGUAAACAGAGUACUCGGCACAGUAAGGAGAAAGAUCGUCACUCACCUCUCCAUGGCAACCAUAUUGCAAUUAAUCACACUCAGGCUACUGGAUCAAGAUCAGUCCCUAUGCCACUGUCAAAUAUAACAGUGCCAAAAUCAUCUGUUUCACGUGUGCCCUGCAAUGUAGAAGGAAUAAGCCCUGAGUUAGAAAAGGUAUUCAUUAGAGAAAAUAAUGGGAAGGAAGAAAUAUCCAAGCCUUUAGAUAUACCGGAUGGUCGGAGAGCUCCACUCCCUGCCCACUACCGGAGCAGCAGCACGCGCAGCAUUGACACGCAGACCCCUUCUGUCCAGGAGCGCAGCAGUAGCUGCAGCAGCCAUUCCCCCUGUAUCUCUCCCUUUUGUCCCCCGGAAUCCCAUGAUGGUAGCCCUUGCUCAACAGAAGAUUUACUCUAUGAUCGUGAUAAAGACAGUGGGAGUAGCUCACCGUUACCCAAGUAUGCUUCAUCUCCCAAACCAAACAACAGCUACAUGUUCAAACGGGAGCCCCCAGAGGGAUGUGAGCGAGUGAAGGUCUUUGAGGAAAUGGCGUCUCGCCAGCCUAUCUCAGCCCCUCUCUUUUCAUGUCCUGACAAAAACAAGGUUAAUUUCAUCCCAACUGGAUCAGCUUUCUGUCCUGUAAAACUUCUAGGUCCUCUCUUACCCGCCUCUGACCUGAUGCUCAAGAACUCGCCUAACCCAGGACAGAGCUCAACUCUGGCCACCCUUAACGUUGAGCAGCUCUCGUCCCGGGUUUCCUUUACGUCUCUCUCCGAUGACACCAGCACAGUGGCAGCAUCAGAUGCCUCUGUCCAGCAGCCAACCCCACAGCAGCAGCUCCUGCAAGAAUUACAGGGCGAAGAACACAUCUCUGCUCAGAGCUAUGUGAUCAUCUAAACCACCUGGGGGAGCUGGCCUCGACCCUGCGUUCAGUGGAUUAGGAGCUAGGUCUCAGACAUCUCUCUGCAUGGAGUGACAGAUUUUCUGACCACCACCACCACCACUCACAAAAUACUUACUAGCAUCGUAAAGUAACUUUGAACAUGGAUCUUGGCAGGGACGGACCUCCUAUUCAGUUUUUUGGCUUUCUUGGGGUUUUUUUGUGUGUGUGUGAAAAGCAGUAAUGCUUACAAAAUGUGCGUCAUUCAGCAUUUUAAAUGGAGACUAUGCAUUUCAUAGUAUGUCGGACAGAUUAGUACUAUGUCCCAUGUUUUAUUCCAAAUUCUUCAGUAUAAAUAAGCUCUAUUCAAAAUGUUGCCUGUCGAAAUAGAUGAUGUCUUGCUGUGUUUUGUCCUAUGGAAAAUACUGUACUUCAGGAUUAUGUUUACAAUUGAUCCAGGUGUUUGUUUCUAACUUCUGUACUACAUACAAUGCAAAAAAAAAAAAACCCACACAUAUGGCCACAAUAGUUGCACAGUGCCCACCCUAUGGCCUAGCUUCAGGUACUUCAAUUGAAGUCUAAACUCAGGUAACUUGGAAUGUAUAUCAUAUUGGGAUAUUAAAUAUUUCACAUAUUAAAAAGCUAAAGAGGGAACAUCACUCUUUUGUCUUUCCUUCAUUUAUGCAUUUCCCUUUCCUCAUAACAUUCCACAUUCUUAGAAUAAGAUGUGCGUUCAACCCUAGGAGAAUGAUAAUCCUGGACAUGUGUGAACAUGAGGAGAACCAGCAAAUCUGUGGUGUCUUGAGAUCAUUUUCAUCAUAUGAUUACAAGCAGAAAGAUGAUUGCAGUCACUGUUUCUAUAUGUAUAAAUGUGGCUUUUUUUUUAAAGUUCGGGUGUUGCUCAAUUCAUGACUGUUAAUAACGUUGCAAAAAAUAUCCAGGACUAUUAUGAACAGACACAUUCCACUUUUUUAUGAUGGAAUUUACAGACAAGAAUGAUUGUGUUUGAUUUCAGAGCAAGUGAACAGGGGAUGGAUGGAAUUUUUGAUUUUUAUUGAUCAUCAGGGUCAUGAAAUGCUACUGUUUUAUCUAAGUAAAUGCCUAUUAAAGAUUAGUUUCUCUUUAGGGAAUUCUUUAAUUUUCAGAGUAAGAAAGGACAUGUUUCAGUCAUUGUUUUCUUCCAGCAGUUGAGGUACAUGCAUUGCAUUCACUAAGAGAUUAUGUGAACGGUGUAAGUAAGAAGGUUAUUUAGUGACAUAUAAAAGAUUGAAGCUGUCUCAGUUAAGCCUCUCAGAAUAAUUUCAUGAAGAGUUCUGUUAGUAUUUUGGCCAACUAGAUUAGAGCAUAAACCCAGACAGAUAGCCUUGAACUUGUAGACUCAAACUCAUCGCUCUGCAAAGCAUGAAGAAGAAUGCUCCCAGAGAGUUCUGAUGGCCCAUAGAAGUCUGACUUGCAGACAUUGUUUUCUGCCGCACAAAUAAUAUCCAAAAGCAGAGGAAGCUUUGCAUUUUUAUACUGUUGGUCUUUGUUUACUAUAUCCUAGAGUUGUUUCACCUGCACCUAAAGUGUGUGGCACAGUUUUCUUAAGAAAUAGAGGAAUAAGGUGCCUACAGUUACAGGAACGUUUCAGUUCCCUUCAGUCAUUCCUGAGUUUUUAUUUUCUAAGGAGGCUAAAGAUGGAAGGGGUGUUAAAGAAGAAAGCAGCACCAUUUUUUUUAAAAAAAACAGUAUAUAUGUAUAUGUUCGUGUGUAUGUAUUCUUUGUAUUAUUUUAUGACGAUCCCAAUUCUUCUUUCCACCAAAGUUUGCCGUAAUAUUCUCUCGUGAAGGUGCAUUCUGGCUCCUUUAAAUUAGUCAGUGUUAUAUUGUAGGAGACUGUCAUGGAAAAGGACUCAGUUUACUUUUGCCAUUGUCACAGGGGAACCUUUUAAAACAAUCUUUUCAACAGCAGACACCUUUAACCCUAAUAAUCUCAGGCCUUGAUGAAAAUACUAUAUUUUGUAGAUUAUGGUUAAAGGGAGAAAAAUAUUAGUUCUGUAAGAUAAAUAUGAGCUCCAUUAACUUCUGAUAGCUGGUUUAGCAUUAUAUAAUGUGUUGAUCUUAUGCUCUGCUUUUGUCCAAAUAAGAUGCAAUAGUAUCAAUAUGAAUUUCUGAAAGAUGAACUGAAUAUGCUUUUUGGUGAUUAAAUCUAAUGUAUAUUUAUAGUGACGUGCUUUUAUUUUCUCAUGAGAAACUAAAUAUUGUGUUGUACAUUUGUCCUUAGCUUAUAUUAAAGUUCUGAACCAAAUGUAUUAAAGCUUAUGCUUUGCCAUGUAAAUUUCCCAGAAGUUGUUGAGCUCAAAUGUAUCCUACAUCCAGCUGUAGAAAUUUGUCAGAAGUUGUUUAAAUUUUGUAUAUAGUUGUACUGUUUAAUUCUAGCCACUGCACUGAACAGUAUUCGAGUUACUAUACAAUAUGGCUUUACACAAGAAAACGUGUGGCUUUUGUUUUGUAUUUUUUCAGUAUAGAAGUUCCUGUGUCUUAUUUAAAUAAAGUUAUUAGUAAAACUGGA
Sorex fumeus (smoky shrew) is the source of this 4800-nucleotide messenger RNA. RefSeq names its product glucocorticoid induced 1 (gene GLCCI1). The transcript has 8 exons. Gene Ontology annotation, cellular component: cytoplasm. Lineage: Eukaryota; Metazoa; Chordata; Mammalia; Eulipotyphla; Soricidae. The coding region runs from base 270 to 2267 and encodes 665 amino acids. The record is from RefSeq and is a predicted model, not a curated record.